CUGCCAUUGGCUGCCAUUUUAUUUUUCGCUGCGGUGCGGCACGGACGCGAGCGCGGAAGGAAUAUGCUCAGAGGUUUCCAAGAUGGCGAAAAAAACGCAAGCAGAGAAGACGGCGCAGAACGACGAGACCGCCAAGGGCAACGACGAUCCGAUGAACGACGAUGAGGAACCCAACUUCAGCGAUCCCGAGGGCUUCGUCGACGAUAUCAGCGACGAGGAACUGCUCGGUGACAUCUUGAAGCAGAAACCUUCGGAAACGGAUGGGGUGGAAUCUGUUAUUGUCGUGGAUAAUGUACCUCGGGUGGAGCCCGACAAAUUGGAGAAGCUUCAAUCCGUUAUUAAUAAGGUGCUAGGAAAGUUCGGUCCGAUAGUCAAUCAGUACUAUCCGAUGAACGAGAGCGAUGGCAAAACUAAAGGAUACAUUUUUCUGGAAUACAACAAUCAUUUGAACGCACUCACUGCGGUCAAGUCUACCAACAAUUACAAGAUCGACAAGUCUCACACGUUCAAGGUUAAUCUCUUCACGGAUUUUAAGAAAUUUGAGGACAUUCCCGAGGAUUGGGAGCCACCGAAGGCUCAGCCCUUCAAGGCUGCUAGCGACUUGCACUAUCAUCUGCUGGAGCCGGACGCUUACGAUCAAUUCUGUGUACUUUGCGGUAAUGGAGCAGGUGUGUCGGUGCAGAUGUGGCAAAACUCUGCACCAGAGCCCACCCUACUCGAAGAACGUAACCGCUGGACGGAGACGUAUGUCAAAUGGUCACCGCUAGGCACGUAUCUGGCCACGUUCCACAAGCUGGGAGUCGCGCUGUGGGGUGGCCCGCAGUUCACCCAGCAGGCCAGAUUCAGUCAGCGAGGUGUCGAGUGCAUCGACUUUUCGCCCUGUGAGCGUUACCUAGUCACCUACACGCCGCGCACGGAUCUCGGCCAGGAUCAGAAGCGCCUCGUGAUCUGGGACAUCCUGUCGAACCAAGAGAAACGAUCGUUCUUCCCCGAUGGCUCUUCCGUCUGGCCGAUCUUCCGUUGGUCGCACGACGAUAAAUAUCUGGCGCGCAUGGGAGAGGACGUUCUCAGUGUUUACGAGACCCCAUCGUUCGGUCUGCUGGACAAGAAGAGCAUCAAGAUCCCAGGAAUCAGAGAUUUCAGUUGGUCUCCGACGGAUAACGUUCUUGCUUACUGGGUGCCAGAAGAUAAAGAUGUUCCCGCGAGGGUAACUUUGCUCGAAAUUCCUAACCGCAAUGAAACAAGAAAUAAGAAUUUGUUCAACGUAGCUGACUGCAAGAUCUUCUGGCAAAAAUCUGGUGAUUACCUGUGCGUGAAAGUUGACCGCUUUGCUAAACGCAAGGAGAAGACCGAGCAAAAAUACACAGGUAUGUCAUACAACUUCGAAAUCUUCCACAUGAGGGAGAAGCAAAUUCCCGUGGACAGUGUGGAGAUAAAGGAGCCGAUACACGCUUUCGCGUGGGAGCCGGUUGGCAGCAAAUUCGCCAUCAUUCACGGGGAGAUACCCACCGUGAAUGUCAGCUUCUACGAAGUGCGAUAUGGCCAUCAGCCCGCCCUUCUCAAAAGAUUAGAGAAGAAGGCUUGCAAUCACCUGUUCUGGUCGCCGUCUGGUCAAUUCAUCGUCCUCGCCGGCCUGACGACGAUGGCCGGCGCUCUGGAGUUUAUCGACACGAACGAUUUCACCAUUAUGAACUCCACCGAUCAUUAUCAAACUUCGGACGUGGAAUGGGACCCGACUGGCAGAUACGUCGUCACGGCAGUGUCCAGCUGGAAGACCAGCGUUGACAACGGUUACUGGAUAUGGACGUUCCAGGGUCGUAUUCUGAAGAGAGUCAACCUGACCGCGUUUAACCAGCUGCUGUGGCGGCCGCGACCUCCGACUCUGCUCACCGCGGAGCAGAUCAAGGAGAUAAAGAAGAACUUGAAGAGAUACUCGGCGCAAUUCGAGAGCAAGGAUCGCAUGCGACUGACGCGUGCUUCAAAGGAAUUGAUCGAAAAACGAUGCUUGCUGAUGAAGGCAUUCGAAGAGUAUCGUACCAAGCGUAUCGACGAAUGGAACAAUCAGAAGAAGCGUCGCCUGGAGUUACGUUGCAAUAUCGAUACUGAUGAAUUGGACUCAGAUUCGAAGAACGUGGAGGAAGAAGUUGUUGAAUUUUUCGUCAAGGAGGAAACGUUCGUGAUCGACGACAAGUAAACCUGUCUUUCACGGACACUUGUUAAUCGCCGUGCUGAUUCCCGGUCUUGGAAAUCUCUUUAAAAGUGUGCAACAAACAUCUGCUGCCGUUUGCAAGGUGUCGCGAUAUAUUUGUCGUUUGCGGCGAUCGAAUAUCGCUGCAAUUUAUCUCUAAUCCGUGAACCAUGAGUGGCAACAGACAAUCAAUCUUGUAUUAUUGUUAUUGCUACUGCUACCAUUACCGCUACUAUCAGUACUAUUUCGCCCGGUUUAAAAUAAUUUUUACAUAUUUGAUGCGGCAUAAAAAACGCCGACAUCGUAGCAAUAUCAAAUUCUAUCACAUACCCUACAGGAUAACCUGCGAGGAAAUAAUCGCGUCACUAAUUUCACAAUUUCUCCUGGCAAAUUUACAAAAUAAAAUGCUAAUUUAUUACUUACGAAA
Wasmannia auropunctata (little fire ant) is the source of this 2615-nucleotide messenger RNA. RefSeq names its product eukaryotic translation initiation factor 3 subunit B (gene eIF3b). Gene Ontology annotation, cellular component: eukaryotic translation initiation factor 3 complex. Gene Ontology annotation, molecular function: translation initiation factor activity; translation initiation factor binding; RNA binding. NCBI's taxonomy places the organism in Eukaryota, Metazoa, Arthropoda, Insecta, Hymenoptera, Formicidae. The transcript has 11 exons. The record is from RefSeq and is a predicted model, not a curated record. The coding region runs from base 83 to 2194 and encodes 703 amino acids. Gene Ontology annotation, biological process: translational initiation.